Molecule: messenger RNA, 420 nt
Organism: Paramecium tetraurelia
Lineage: Eukaryota; Ciliophora; Oligohymenophorea; Peniculida; Parameciidae
Exons: 2
Molecular function (GO): protein binding
Source: RefSeq, a predicted model, not a curated record
AUGAAUCUGCUUAGAUUUGAAGAAGCAAAUCAAACCUAUGAUUUAGCUAUUUAGAAUAACCCUGAAGAUUCAGACUUAUUAAAUGAUAAAGCAAAUGUAUUAGUUCGUUUUGGAAAAUAUGAUGAAGCAUUAAAAUUUUUAGAUUAUGCAAUUAGUAAUAACCCAAACAAUGCACUUUAUUUUUUUAAUAAGGGUAAUAAAAUCUAAAGAAUUAUGAAGGAAAUGUAUUAGAAGAUCUGGGAAGAUUUGAUGAAGCGUUAUAAUACUAUGACUAUGCAAUUUAGUAAAAGCCUGAUGAUCCAACUUUUUAUUGUAUUAAAGGUAGAAGUAAUAAUAUUUGUAAGCAAAUAUUUUAAUCAAGCAGAAUAAAUAUAAGGAAGCAUUAUAAAUCUGCAAUUAUGCGAUUUAGAUAAAUCCUGA